AAUGGUAAAACAUCCAUUUUGGACUCUCAUAUGGAGUUGUAUAUAAGUAGUAUUUUAGUUGUUAAUCCGUUUCCUUCACGUUAAACCCGCUUGCCCAAAGAAACACAAAUUCUCAUCCAAUCCCCUUUACUCAAUUCUUUCUUCUUUGAUCUACAUUUUACGUCAUCAAAAUACCCAAAUUGCGCUUGUAAAAUCAACGGAAACGCAAAUAACAAAGCAAAUGGAGAAAGCGAAAGCUUUUCUUGAAUUGACCCGAGAAGAAUCGGACCGGGUUUCAUCUAUUGCCUUUCCCCCUCACCGGGUCGGUUCAGAGUGUAGCUUCUACGAGUAUUAUGCGCUGAGAGGCAUCCGGGUUGACCGAGUUGAACCGGGUCAAGUUUUUUGCACCUUCAAAGUUCCUCCUCGUCUCACUGAUAGAGAAGGGAAGUUAGCAUCUGGUGCCAUUGCCAAUCUAGUUGAUGAAGUUGGGGGUGCGGUAGUCUAUGUGGAGGGUCUUCCAAUGAAUGUAUCAGUGGACAUGUCCAUAUCAUUUCUUUCAACUGCGAAGGCUGAUGAUGAGUUGGAGAUCAUUGGUCGAGUCUUGGGUCAGAAGGGAGGAUAUAAAGGGACAAGUGUACUUGUGAAAAAUAAAACGACCGGGGAGCUCAUUGCUGAGGGCCGGCAUUCAUUAUUCGGUAAACAUGUUAGUAAAAUGUGAAGUAUUUCUCUGGACCAAGAUGCCUCUUUGAAGAUGUGGUUCAGUUUCCGCGUCCUGGUCCACAUAUAUGCUUUUUUGUUUUGAAAAAACAGUAUGGUGUAUAGUUUUUCUCUUGCUGUGAUAACAUGUAUUGGGCAGCAUUAUGCCUGUGAAGAAAAAGUCCAAUGUAGAUAUUUGCUUGUUAAUGGAGGUGGAUGCAAAGAUUUUCAUU
This is a messenger RNA of Lycium ferocissimum, 908 nucleotides long. RefSeq lists its product as uncharacterized. The coding region runs from base 221 to 697 and encodes 158 amino acids. The record is from RefSeq and is a predicted model, not a curated record. Lineage: Eukaryota; Viridiplantae; Streptophyta; Magnoliopsida; Solanales; Solanaceae. Gene Ontology annotation, molecular function: fatty acyl-CoA hydrolase activity. The transcript is spliced from 3 exons.